CUUUCGCCAGAAACAUAUUAUUAUUAUUAAGUGCCGUCAAGUCGUUUCUGACUCCUGGUGACCAUGGAUAGUAUUUCUCCAGAAUAUCCUGCCUUCUGUUUGAGUUUUCAGGUUUCUUAGUAGCUGGUUCAUGAUUCCUCUGAUCUUGUAGCCGGUCGUCCUCUUCCUCUUUUACCUUCCACUCUUCCAAGCAUAACAGUCUUUUCCAGUGAUUUUUUCCAGAAUGUGUCCAAAGUAAGAUAGCUUCAGUUUUGUUACCUGGGCUUCCAGUGAGAGGUAAGGCUUGAUUUGGUCUAGGAUCCAUUCCAGUGUAAAUAAACACAAGAACUCUAGUCUUAGUAAAACCUGGAAAUCACAGAGUUAUUAGAGGGGAGAAAAAGGUUAAUUGACGUGGUAAACAAGGUUCAGGGAACCCAAAAGGUAUGCUGACAUGACCAAUGCAGACAUCUGUUGACUUGAUCUUCAAUUUGACAAACCACCCUUUGAAUCAUCUUUGAAUAAAGGACUUUCAUUUAUUCCCACACCCAUCCCAAAUUCUUCCUGGCCUAAGGAGGGGUUUUUCAAGUUCUACAGCAUCAAGCUGAAACACGCAAACAAAUUUUCGAGCUCCUCCUAUCCAUGAGCUGAUUUGCACAUGAAAUGUUCCCAGCAAAAAACACUCAGAGGGAGAGGAAAGAGUGUAGUGCAGUGUGUUCUCUUCAACAUUAAUGAAUGAACGAAUACAUAAUAUUUGCUGUGCAGCCUGCAGUAGUAGCCUUAUUUGCAUGUACACUGUACGCAGUUUAAUCAUUCUCAUUUGCAUGAUUUGCAGUGGAAGUAUUAGACUUCUAUCUGUAAGAAGCACGUUCACGGAUUGUGCAGUCACAGCACACUGCCGGAAGUAAAGGUUCUGUGCAGGAACAUUAUUUGUUCAUCAAGGUACAAACAAUGUAAAUGUACCCUCACCGGUAUAACAAUGGUUUUAAGGUCCAACUGUGUAUCUGAAAUACUUUUUCAUUAGGGAAAGGGUGUCUAUUUGUACACUUUCAAAACAUGUUUUAAAACAGAACAAUUAAAUACAAAGCCUGCAGUCAAGACAAAGUGUGUGGAGUCAAUACAACUUAAAAUAUAUGAUUUGAUUGAGUAUGGUGACAAGAGGGAUACUACCCCAGUAACAGUUCAUUACCUUUUUUCCGAGAGUUCAGGCCUGGUGGAGCGGCACAUGGGGGCAGUCAGCUGCCUGAUGCUGUCUCAUUCAUUUACUGAUGAGGUGCCGAACAUCGCAGUGCUGGGCUCUGGUGGUGCUUUGAGAGCUAUGGUUGGACUGCUGGGGUCACUGAGUCAGCUGAAAGAAGAUGGACUGCUGGACUGCAUCAUGUACCUGAGUGGAGUUUCAGGAUCUACUUGGUGCAUGACAUCACUAUACAAAGAACCAGACUGGUCCACCAAACUGGAGACUGUGAAAGAUGACAUCAUCCAAAGGCUUGCUGACGGCAGUGUCAGCUGGUGGAAGAUGGGUCAAAAACUGUUGCAGUACUAUUCAGAAAAAGACAAUUUCAGCCUGACAGAUGUGUGGUCAGCGCUGAUUGUGUCUCACAUGGUCAAAGAGAUUGAUGAACACAGAAUCUCAGAACAGAGGGGCAACUACAUCAAUGAACCGUAUCCCAUUUACAAUGUGAUUGACAAUAGAAUGAAUACAGAUGUCUGGUUUGAGAUCACUCCAGAUGAGUCAGGUUAUUCUCUCUCUGGAGCCUUUGUGGAUUCCUCCUGUUGGGGAAGUCAAUUUAAGAAAGGGAAAAAGAUUAAAGAUCAGCCUGAGAUCGACAUGCUGUAUUUACAAGGCCUGUGUGGCAGCAUGAUAUCGAAUAAGGAGGAGCUGCUUAAUGCACUACACCAUAUGAUACCAAAGGUACUCAGCAACCCUGCGAAAGAAAAAGCAAAUACAAACCUAACUGGUGGCGCCACCUCUUCUCUUGCACCUGUACAGCUUCAGAGAGAAGUGCAUCAGGAUUACCAAGUGCUCUUAACUCUCUUGGGUCUGCGUGUGUCUACCAUGGUAAAGGAGAGUCCUAAAUUUUACCUCAAUACCAUGGAUGACCUACUGAAAGGAAAGACAGAUCCUCCUGUAAACCUGAAGACAUUGGAAGGGCCAAUCUCCGAGACAGAGCUCAAGACGUACACCCAGCAUGUAUGCAAUUCUUUCUCUCAUUUGUUUGAAGGAAGGCUCUCUCCAAACAAGUCGGAGAAGUUUUUAUCCAAUACUUUUGGUGGGAAUCCAGAGACUUCUUUGGGAGAGAGUGCCAGCACAUUGAUUGACAUUUUUACCAAAUGGAUCUGGGGAACAACGUACAACUAUCUCCACGACAUGACAGUGAAAGAUGUCAACCCCAGUGUCCUUAAAUCAAAGACGAGAGACUACGUAGAUGCUGGACUGUUUCACAACUCACCCUAUUUCUCAGUGCUGAGAAAAGAACGAGACAUCGACCUCAUCAUUUCCCUUGACUUCAGUGCAGGAGAUCCCUUUGAGACAGUGAUUAAAGCUGCUGCAAUGUGUAAAGACCUACAGAUUCCUUUCCCUAAAGUUGAUGUACCCCCUGGAGAAAAGACAAAACCAAAGGACUUCUAUGUGUUUAAAGAUGACACCAAAGCUCCGACUGUGAUUCACAUCCCUCUUUUCAACAAUGUAAACUGCAAAGGAGACGUUGAUAAGUGGAAACAGCGAUAUAAGACUUUUCAGAUGAGCUACAGUCAUGAAAUGAUCACAGAUCUUCUGGAGAAAGCAGCUUUAAACAUCAAGAACAACAAGGAGAAACUGCUCAAGGAGCUUAAAAAGAUCACUGCAAAAAAGAAAACGUCCAAACUUGGAACAGUCUGAUGUAUGAAAAAAGACAGCAGUAUGAGUGCUUCAAGAAAACGUGCUGAACAUAAGUCUUUUUGGAAAGUUAAAUGAUAUCUGGGUUAUGUGGGUGGACUUUUUGUGACUUAAUACUUUUUUAUAAAUAGAAAAAAUGACAAUAAUCAGACAGUAUAGAAAUGUACUUUUUUGUUUUGUUUGUUUUGUUUUUUAAAUGAUGGACUGUAUCUUUCUUUCUUGUUUUCAUUUGCAGUGGUUCACUUGGUGUCUCAUUAAAAGGUUCAUAUCAGAAAUGC
Colossoma macropomum (tambaqui) is the source of this 3129-nucleotide messenger RNA. Its product is annotated as cytosolic phospholipase A2 gamma-like. The coding region runs from base 1202 to 2854 and encodes 550 amino acids. The record is from RefSeq and is a predicted model, not a curated record. The transcript has 14 exons. Gene Ontology annotation, cellular component: cytosol; nucleoplasm; nuclear envelope. Gene Ontology annotation, biological process: glycerophospholipid catabolic process. Lineage: Eukaryota; Metazoa; Chordata; Actinopteri; Characiformes; Serrasalmidae. Gene Ontology annotation, molecular function: calcium ion binding; calcium-dependent phospholipid binding.